GAAUGGAUGGAUGGAUGGAUUCCGAGAUCAUUUUUUUUCCACUCAUUGAAUUGUUUUGGGGGGAUUCCAAUUGGCAGGGAUUGAAAAAGAAACAAUAGACGGGGUAAAAUGAAUAUUUUACCCCGUCUAAUCAACCAUACAGACCAGUUGUCAAAGGUGCCCAUCUUCCUGAGUCCUCUUUUAUAUUUUGUGUGAUAGCAUUAUAUUUUAAGUUAUAAACUUCUGUCAAAUCCUUUGGUAUGGUGUGAUGGACCGAGCAGCGAAGGAAACUUAGGCACAGGUUAAAGUUAAAAAAGGUUAAAAAAGGAUUUUUUGUUUUGUUUUUUUUUUACCCAAAAACAUAGUUUGUUAAAUCAUACAUAAAAUCAAAAUCUUGGGCCCAUAAAAGAGGUCAAAAUAACAGAACUCUACUCAAAGUGAAAAACAAACAAACAAUACUGAUAACUCAGACAAACUGACCUAACUAAACGAGACAAAGGGGAAACUUAAAUAGUGGCUGAUCAGCCCACAAAAAACACAAAAAGGGGUAAAACACACAAAACCUAACUGAAACUAACAUAAUGAUCUCCAAUUCCCCCCCAUGGUCCCGAGUUAUGGAAUGAGCCAAUUUGCAGUUUUCCAUCAAGGCUCGCUCCGCCCCUUUUCCACCUCUUGGCUCCUCAAUCAAGGGACUGGAGCAGCUGCAACUAAGAACACAGUAUGGCAUCUGGAUCUUCUAACGGAGUCCUGCGACCCCUUCUCCUCGGUAUACUUGUACUGGGAGUCUUCGUGACUGUGUUUCUGAUGUAUUUUAAACCUGAUAAAAGCUGGUUCUGUCCUGUAGAGUCAGUGUCAGAACAUGUGAAGAACCUCAUCUCCACCAAGAGUGAUAAGAAUGCCACCAUUGUGCUGAUCUGGCUCUGGUCCUUAGGCAGUAAGUUUGACUUCAGCGUCUGCAGCUCUCUCUUUGAAAUUGAUAAUUGCUUCAUCACAGCAGACAGGAACCUCUACAGUAAGUCACAUGGGGUCAUCAUCAAUCACAGAGACAUCAGUGGUGACCUGUCCAAUCUGCCGCAGUUGCAGCGGCCAUCUUUCCAGAAGUGGAUAUGGAUGAACUUUGAGUCACCAACACAUUCAUCCAAGCUGUCUGGGAUACAGAAGCUGUUCAAUCUGACUCUCAACUACCGUCAGGAUGCAAACAUUGGAGUGCCUUCUGGGACUAUCGUACCAGCAGAGGGCGAGGAGAAUUUUGUACCGCCCAGUAAAAACAAGCUGGUCUGCUGGAUAGUGAGCAACUGGAACCCACAGCACGACCGUGUGAAAUAUUUCAAUGAGCUGCAGAAACAUGUUAAGGUCCAUGCAUAUGGACGAGCAUUUGAAAAGUACAUUUCUGACAAUGACCUCAUUCCCACCAUCACCAGCUGCAAGUUCUAUCUGUCCUUUGAGAACUCCGUACACAAGGAUUACAUUACUGAGAAACUAUUCAACCCACUCUCAGUAGGAACAGUGCCAGUGGUUCUGGGCCCGACCAGGCAGAACUAUGAGAACUUUAUCCAGGGAGACGCCUUCAUUCAUGUCGAUGACUUCAGCUCACCCAAGGACCUGGCUGAUUACCUGCUGCUUCUGGACAAGAAUGAGGAAAUGUACCUCAGGUACUUUGAGUGGAGGCGACAUUUUAAAGCAAGGAAGGUCCAAUUUCCGGUAGAACAUGCAUGCUUAACUUGUGAUUAUUUGCGUAGGCACAAAGAAUACAAGGAAUUCAAUGACCUUGAUAAGUGGUUCUGGGGCAGCUAGAGAUUUGAAGGGUUAGGAAUAAAAUGAUUAAGUAAAUCUGUUUUUGUGAGGUUUUUGGUUUUUUUGACCAAGUCUUCCAAGUCCUCCCAUGCCACACCUCUGCUGAUCCAGCUGCACUGGCUCCGCAUAUAAUUCAGAGUGCAGUUUAAGAUUAUGAUUUUGACAUUUAGGGCUCUGCAUGGACAAGCGCCAACAUACAUCAGUGAUCUUUUACAUCCUUACAUCCCCAGCAGGUCCCUGAGGUCAUGUGAUCAGGGCUUGCUUGCUGUCCAUAACACGAGGCUGAAAACAAAAGGUGGCAGAGCUUUAGUAACUGUGGCCCCCAGACUGUGGAAGUCUCUUCCAUUGA
Molecule: messenger RNA, 2122 nt
Organism: Oreochromis niloticus (Nile tilapia)
Lineage: Eukaryota; Metazoa; Chordata; Actinopteri; Cichliformes; Cichlidae
Product: alpha-(1,3)-fucosyltransferase 9
Exons: 2
Coding region: 700-1773 (357 amino acids)
Cellular component (GO): membrane
Molecular function (GO): alpha-(1->3)-fucosyltransferase activity
Source: RefSeq, a predicted model, not a curated record